AUGUCGAACGUUACCAUCACAUUCCGGUUCCGUGAAGAUUCCUUCGCCAUCGACCUGAAGCGUGCAACGUACAACCGCAGCGUCGAUAUAGUCCUGAACACCAUCUCUAGUGGACAGCUCCACGCGUCGUGGAACUUCAUGGCCGAGUUUGGCAAAAUGAUCGAGCUCGGCAAAAGAGAUAUAGUCGCGAAGGACGGCUCGCCAUGGGCAAUUUCCAACGAAACCGGUCGUACCGCUGUGUUUAUUUGGCUCAUAUGGUUCAAAGACGACUAUGGCAUGUUGAAGCUCAAGUUCACCACCAGCGAAGCGAUGUGUCGGUUGCCAGAGGAUUAUUAUGACUGA
This is a messenger RNA of Pyricularia grisea, 342 nucleotides long. RefSeq lists its product as uncharacterized. Lineage: Eukaryota; Fungi; Ascomycota; Sordariomycetes; Magnaporthales; Pyriculariaceae. The transcript is spliced from 2 exons. The record is from RefSeq and is a predicted model, not a curated record. Bases 1 to 342 code for a protein of 113 amino acids.